GUUCCUGUCUGCCACGCAAUGCCGCAGAAACGAUGGAGCUGGAGAACACGGCCCACUUGGACUUGAUGUCACCAGCCUCCCUCAGUUCCUGUUUCAUGGUUUCAUUGACAUCAGAACCUGUUUAGCUAGAACUUUCAUGGUGGUGGGCUGAGAUUCUAGUGGAAGCUGCAGAAAAAUGUUUGUUUUCAUCUAUCCAUCCGUCUUCUAACGCUGCCUCGUAUUUAGGGUCACCAUGUUGCUGGAGCCUAUCCCAGCCUCUGUAGGGAGAAGGGGGGGGUUUGUUCUGCUCUCCUGUCCAUCCCAGACUCACAGCUGCAACAUUUGGACCUACGCGUCUACGAGGAGAACAUGCAAACAGAACGGGUUUGAACCAGGACCUGCUUUCUGUUUGGUGAGAGUGCUGACCGCUACACCACCGUGCACUGUGUGCAUCACGCCUCUGUUCUGCUGAGAAGGAAGGAUGAAAAACAGAUGAAGUUUUUGGAGGUGGAAGGAGCUCCUCGCAGGAGCCUGCAGCUCCUCCUCUCGUUACUCCAGAUCAGGAUUCCAGGAGCUGCAGAUGUUCUCCAGGUCCUCCUCUCCGCCGCAUGGGGGCUGGUUUAUGGAGGGAGGGAGGGAACCUCGCAGCUUCUCAGUCAGCCGAGUGAAAACAGACGAGGAACGUGAGCCGAAGCCAUGAGUCCGCUCCUGCUGCUCCUGCUCUGCAGCUCUGCGGUGGCUUCAGGGCGGGGGGACCGGUUCACCAACCACUGGGCCGUCCGGAUCCGGGGGGGUCCAGAACAGGCUGAUGCAGUCGCAGAGAAGUAUGGAUACAGAAACCUGGGACAGGUCGGGGGUCUGCAGGAUCUCUACCACUUCCACCACAGCAGGGUGCUCCGCCGCGCCGCCUUCCCGCUCCGGGGCCGCCACAGCUUCAUCCACCUGGACGCCAAGGUGGCGUGGGCCCAGCAGCAGCUGGUGAAGCCGAGAGUAAAGAGGUCUGUCCUGAGAGACUCCGCCCUCCUCAGCUUCAAUGACCCUAAAUGGUCAAAGAUGUGGUACAUUCACUGUCAGGAUGGAAGCGGACGCUGUCGCUCUGAGAUGAACGUUCUGGCCGCCUGGCAGAGAGGGUUCACCGGCAGGAACGUGGUGGUCAGCAUCCUGGAUGACGGCAUUGAGAGGACCCACCCUGACCUGAGCCAGAACUACGAUCAUCUCGCAAGUUACGACAUCAACGGGAACGACCACGACCCGACGCCACGCUACGACUCCCGCAACGAAAACGUACAUGGAACCAGGUGCGCCGGCGAGGUGGCAGCAGCGGCCAACAACUCGCAUUGCAUCGUGGGAAUUGCCUACAACGCCCACAUUGGAGGGAUUCGGAUGCUGGAUGGAGAUGUGACGGACAUCGUGGAAGCCAAAUCCCUGCGGAUCCGCCCGGACUACAUCCACAUCUACAGCGCCAGCUGGGGGCCAAAGGAUGACGGCAGGACCGUGGACGGGCCGGGGCCGCUGACCAGGCUGGCCUUUGAAGAAGGCAUCAAGAAGGGCCGCCGAGGCCUGGGCUCCGUCUUUGUGUGGGCUGCAGGUAACGGGGGCCGGCAGGCCGACCACUGCUCCUGUGACGGCUACACCAGCAGCAUCUACACCAUCUCCGUGUCCAGCACCACCGAGAACGGAAACAAGCCCUGGUACCUGGAGGCCUGCAGCUCCAUCAUGGUCACGACCUACAGCAGCGGAGACUUUCACGAGAGGAAGAUGGUCACCACGGAUCUGUGGCAGCGCUGCACCGACGGUCACACCGGAACCUCCAUCUCCGCCCCCAUCGUGGCUGGAGUCAUCGCUCUCGCCCUGGAGGCCAAUUUUCUGCUGAGCUGGAGGGACGUCCAGCACCUGCUGGUGAAGACGUCUAGACCCGCCCACCUGAAGGCUGAAGACUGGAAGACCAAUGCCGCAGGACUCACAGUCAGUCACCUGUACGGCUUCGGCCUGGUGGACGCCGAGGCCAUGGUGAUGGAGGCCAGGAGGUGGAGGACGGUUCCUCCUCAGCACACCUGCAGUCAGGUGUCAGCGCGGCGCAGCAGGCACAUCCAUGCAGGACUACGCCUUAACAGCAGCAUCACCACAUCUGGAUGUUCAGAAGAUCCCCAGGUGCACGUUCAGCACCUGGAGCAUGUGGUCGUCAAGGUGCUGCUGCUACAUCCACGACGAGGAGAUCUGGAGAUCGAGCUCAUCUCUCCAUCUGGAACGAGGUCACAGCUGCUGGGCAGGAGGUUGCUGGACAGCUCCAGUGAGGGCUUCAGGAACUGGGAGUUCAUGAGCGUUCACUUCUGGGCUGAGACACCAGCUGGUACGUGGACCCUGGAGGUCAAAGACACUCCAUCCAAACUCCGCAACCCAGAGGUGUUGGGAAACCUGAAAGAAUGGACUUUGAUCCUUCACGGUACCUCCCAGAGUCCAUACCAGAACCCUGCUGUUCCUCACCCACGCUCCGGAGAGCAGGAAACCCCGGAGGAGCCGGAGGAGGAAGAGGAGGAGUACAGCGGCCCGUGUCACAGAGAGUGUGCAGAUCGAGGCUGUGAUGGACCAGCAGCUGAGGACUGCCGGAGCUGCAUCCACUUUAGUCUGGGCAGAACCUGCGUGAGCCAGUGUCCACAGGGAACCUUUGAGAACGGGACGUCCCGGCGCUGCCAGCGCUGCUCCAGAGGCUGUGAGAGCUGCCGCGGACCGUCGGUGAGGGACUGCCUGUCCUGCAGGAGGGGGCGGUUCCUAAACCUGCUCACCUCCAGCUGCUCGCACACCUGCCCCCCCGGGACCUUCACAGACGACGGUCAGAGGCGCUGUGGGAGCUGUGACGACAGCUGCAGGGAAUGCAUCCAGCAGGCAGACAGGUGCACAGCCUGUUACCACGGUUACAGUCUGGCAGGGAUGGCGUGCGUCCCUCAGUGCGGCGCCGGGACCUUCUUCCACGUGGAGGAGAGGAGCUGCAGCUCCUGCCACUCCUCCUGCAGGACGUGCUCAGGGGCGGGGCCGGAGGCGUGUCUGCACUGCGCCGAGGGCUUCCUGCAGCAGGAGUGGAGGUGUGUCCAGGCGUGCUCGCCGGGGUUCUAUCCGGGAACGGCAGCGGGCCUCCCUCAUGGGCUCUGUCACAGGUGUGAGGAGAACUGUCUGCGCUGCAGCGGAGCAGGGAGCAGCUGCAGCCGAUGCACGGCGGGCUUCAGUCUGAUCAGCCGGACCUGCAUCAUGAAGGCCUCCUGCAGCGAUGCAGACGAAGUCUUCUGUGAGAUGGUGAAGACCAACCGUCUCUGCCAGAGGAAGUUCUACCGGCAGUUCUGCUGCCGUACCUGCCUGAUGAACGCCUGAGCGCUGUAGACCGGACCCAGCAGAACCUCCAGAACCGCAGCAGAUGGACCACAGAAGGACGGACUCAUCACAGACGCUUCACUCCUGCAGCUCCUCUGGGAUCUUCAGCUGCAGGAACCAGCAGCUGCUGCUCAUUGGUGGAUGCGGGCCUGGAGGCGGAGCCUCGGUGGUGACGGUCAGGGCUGGACGCUGCAGAAGCAGAGGUUCCAUUCUGCAGCAGGAUUUCAAAAUAAAAGAUCCUGAUCAAAAGAA
This is a messenger RNA of Oryzias melastigma (Indian medaka), 3594 nucleotides long. RefSeq names its product proprotein convertase subtilisin/kexin type 6. Gene Ontology annotation, molecular function: serine-type endopeptidase activity. NCBI's taxonomy places the organism in Eukaryota, Metazoa, Chordata, Actinopteri, Beloniformes, Adrianichthyidae. The record is from RefSeq and is a predicted model, not a curated record. The transcript is spliced from 21 exons. Bases 676 to 3342 code for a protein of 888 amino acids. Gene Ontology annotation, cellular component: cell surface; membrane. Gene Ontology annotation, biological process: peptide hormone processing.